Lethenteron reissneri (Far Eastern brook lamprey) is the source of this 14942-nucleotide messenger RNA. Its product is annotated as zinc finger protein 501-like. The record is from RefSeq and is a predicted model, not a curated record. NCBI's taxonomy places the organism in Eukaryota, Metazoa, Chordata, Hyperoartia, Petromyzontiformes, Petromyzontidae. Gene Ontology annotation, molecular function: DNA-binding transcription factor activity, RNA polymerase II-specific; RNA polymerase II cis-regulatory region sequence-specific DNA binding. Gene Ontology annotation, biological process: regulation of transcription by RNA polymerase II.
AGGGAACCCACCACACACACAGCACAUGGUGAACCCAACAUGUGUACAUCCAAUGAGCAGGGAACACACCACCCACACAACACACAAUGAACACAACCUAUGUACACAUCUUCCGGCCUCACAACAGUCUGCGCAUUUUAGCACGCGUCCUUGCAGCGGGCCCCUCACACGGGGUAACCCCGGGCGGCGGACCGUCAGGUGGCAACUGUCCGUCUCGGAGUGAGUCCUCAUCCAACGCCGCGUGACCCUUGGCAUCCUCCGGAGGGGUGAUUGGGCGUGAGCCCGUCACUCCUGAUGCACCUGGAGGUGGCACAGCCGGCAAGGCAUUAGGUGAGAGCGACGGAGACGGACCCAGUGAGUCGGUCGACCCCCCACAUGUUUGGCCAUGCGUGUGUGAAGUGGGGAUAUGUACCGCAACGAAGGGUUUUAAUCUAGAGGGGUGCACGAACCACCGCCGCUUCCCCCAUUUGAUGCGCACGCACUGCGGUCGCAAAACCUCGACCACCUCCACAGGGCCCCGCAACAGCCGCACCAGCUUAGAGGAGGUUGCUAGUGGCACCUGGGGACAGUGCAGCCAUGCCUUGUCCCCCGGCUUCCACUGCAGCAUGUGCGCCCGACCCAGUCUGAGCCGCUCAUUCGCUUUCUGACGGAGGUCAGAGUUUUGCAUGGCAGCAUCCCGUGCCUCUGUUAAUUUGGCCAGAUUAAAUUUUACAUGGUCAGCCAAUUUAGUUUUACCCUGCGGCGCGGGGAUCUGCAGCUGGGCACGAACGGGUGGGUCAGGUUCGCGGCCGUACAUGAGGUAGAAGGGUGAAAAUCCCGUAGCUGCAUGGGGUGCCAUCCGGUACGCCGCCAAGACCCCUUGAAUUUGCAGGUCCCAAUCGGUCUGUGAGUCCGAAACCUGCUGUGACAACAUUGACGUGAUGGUGCGAUGCAGACGCUCGACCAUCCCGUCAGUUUGCGGGUGAUACGGGGAGGUACGAAUUUUCUUCGUGCCCAGGAGCUCACAGACUUGUUUGAGUAGUUUACCGGAAAAAUUUCUGCCCUGGUCGGUCAGCAGCCGCUCCGGAGCACCUUUGUCCAGGACGUAUCCCUGAACAAAGGCCUCCACGAUGGCUGCUGCCGACUGGUUGGCAAGGGGCCAGGCCAUAGGCCAGCGUGUAAAAUACUCCACACCAGUCAACAAAUAUCUAUUGCCCCUGGGGGUGGCGGGGAAUGGGCCCAAAAUAUCCAGCGCGACAAGCUCGUUUAUUCUGGACACUUUGAUUCAUUGCAAGGGUGGGUUAGACUCCCGUGCCGGCGGUUUUUGUUGCGCACACCGAGGGCAUGACCCCAAUAUAUCCCCGACAUCCCUCGUCAUGCCAGGCCAAAAAAAAUCAAGUUGUAGCAAGGCGAGGGUCUUUUGGGUCCCCAGGUGUAGGAGGCGCUUAUGAGCGGCCCACACCACCUUGCCCCGCAACCCAGAAGGGACCACCAGCCGGUGUCGAUGGGAUUUCCCGUCCCAAUGCAUCAGCAGACCUUGCACCAUUUCCCAUGCGUCGGAAUCACCCCUCCCCCGCCCAGCACAGCCGACACGACGACGCCACCCGAGGAGGGAGGUAUCCUCCAUCUGGAGGCGCCCCCAUUCAGUGACGGGCAACCCCAACAGGGAAUCUUUUCCCUGUUGUUCGAUCGAAUUAGUAAUCAAUGUUUCGUUGUCGGCGGCGGCCGCCAAGACCGGAACCGAUAUGUCCCCUGGAGGCCUGCAACGUCCAGACCCCAGGAGGCAUGCACAUUCGGAGGUGGUUGGCAUGCGCGACAGAGCGUCCGCAUUGGUGUGGUGAACGCCCUUACGGUAGGUGGUUUCAAAAUCAAAGUCCUGGAGAAUCUCCAACCAUCGAGACAAUUGUCCCGAUGGUUGUUGAACUCGCAGGGCGUACUGUAGUGCCGCAUGAUCUGUGCGGACGGUGAAAUGCCGACCGUACAGAUAUGGGCGAUACUGUUGGAUGAAAUAGACAAUUGCCAACAGUUCCCGACGGGUGACACAAUAUCUUUGCUCCGCAGGAGACAACACCCGACUACCGUACGCGACCACCCGUUCCACGCCGUCAACCACCUGGGAAAGCACGCCCCCAAUACCCGUGUUGCUCGCAUCGGUGUCGAGCAAAAAGGGCUUAGAAAAAUCGGGGUAAACCAAGGGAGGAGCUUUUACGAGAGCGUCCCAAAGGGAGCGGAAAGCAGCCUCCUCCUCCUGUCCCCAGUGGAACUGAACCCCUUUUGACGUUAAAGCGUGUAGGGGUUUCGCAAUCGUCGCAAAAUCCGCGACAAACCGUCGGUAAUACGACGCGAAGCCAAUGAAACUCCUAACCUCUUCCACCGAAGUGGGAGUCGGCCAGGAGCUGACGCACUGCGUUUUGGCGGGAUCGGUAGCAAUACCUGAGCGUCCCACGAUGUGUCCCAAAUAACGCACCGAUUCGCGUAACAGAUGACAUUUUUGGGGUUUGAAUUUCAAAUUAGCAGCCCGCAUCUUUAGGAAAACCGCCCGCAACCUCUGGAGAUGUUCGUCAAAUGUUUUACUAAAGACGAUAACGUCAUCCAAAUAAAUCAAGCACGAGUCCCAUUGCAAUCCAGCCAAAACCAAUUCCAUCAAACGCUGGAAAGUUGCCGGCGCUGAGUGGAGUCCCAUCGGCAACCGGUUGAAUUGGAAGAGGCCGUGCGGUGUACGGAAAGCAGUUUUAGGCUUAGAAUCAUCAUCCAGAGGAAGCUGCCAGAAUCCCGAAAGUAAAUCCAAUGUGGAGAAGAAUCGCGCUCCCGCCAAGGCGUCAAGCGAUUCGUCCAUCCGUGGGAGCGGGUAUGCGUCGGCAACCGAAAUUUUGUUAAGGCGCCGAAAAUCAACGCAAAACCGCAACGAGCCGUCCUGUUUCUUAACUAGGACGAUCGGCGCUCCCCAAGGGCUGGUGGAAGGAGAAAUGAUGUCGGCGGCUAACAUGUCAUCAACAGCCGAUUUGACAUGGUCCUUUUCAGCGGGACUUAACCGAAAAGGAUUCUGGUGUAUUGGCGCGCUGUCACCCGUAUCAAUAUGGUGACGCAGCAGAUGAGUGCAGCCCAAAUCGUAUUUGUCCCGACUGAAAACGUCGGAAAAUUCCCGCAGUAAUGUUUUAAGUUGUUGACGCUCUGAAUUUGACAGGUCCGUCGAUCCCGCACAAAGCGCCUCGAGCCACCCUUCAUCGCUGUCCGAAUGUGGUCGCGGCGCAGGGACAGCGCUGACGUGAUUCGCGACGGGUUCCUCACAGGGCACCGGCGUUGCGUGAGCAAGCACGGUCCCCUGUGGGACCACCACCGUCUGCGAGCCCACAUUGAGGACCGCGAUGAAGGGGUCUCCGUCCCCUCUUACUAUGGUCUGGGCCGGAAGUAAAUGAGGUCCACUAACCCCGGCCCUAGAAGGCCCCAGCAGAACCCCUUGGGCCCCAAUGCCCUUAGCGAAGGGCCGCCGAAGUUUCAAAGGAAUCAACAUUUGUGCCCCCGGAGGAACGCGCACCGUUCUAUCUACGAACGCCGGCACCGUCGCGAACGCCGUCCGACUCGUAACGGGGGAUGGCAGAAACGCCAUGCGUCGGCCCGACGGGAGCUCAAUGCAUCCCUGGUCAAUUAAUAUCCUAAUCGGCAUUUUGGCCAGGAAGUCCGUCCCCAGCAGGCACGGAACCGCCAGCGAGGAGGAAACAAAAAUCGGCCCAGACAAUUUAAUAUCCCCGAUACAAAUUUGGGCUCGAAUUUGUCCAAUGAUGCCAAGUGAGCCUCCAUUAGCAGCAUAGAAUGGCACGUUAACGGGCAUCAAAGGACGGCUCUGGACAGGGAGAAUAUUGUAAAUUAACUCCGAAAUAAUGGUCGCCGAUGCUCCCGUAUCGACCAGGAUGCGCACCUCAACCCCGUCGAUGUGCCCCACAACGGCAGACGACCCCGACGAUGCGGCUAGAACGUGAUGGGCCAACACGGACCACUGGCCGGGUUCGAUAUGAGUACCCAGAGUGGUGCGUGUUGGUGCGAUGGUGCGCGAUAUCGGCCCCCCAUUCGCUGCGGUGUUUGAGUGUGUGACGGGCGUGUGCGUGGGCCAAACAUGAGAGGUGCCGCGACUCGCCGGGUUAUGAUGGUGGAGCUUGUGACGAGGGCCGGCGUCCCGUUGAGGUGUCGUCCCGCGCUGCCGAGGAGAGCGGCACCCCGAGGCGACAUGGCCCCGGAUGCCGCAGUUGUAACAGCGCGGGAGCGCUGGCGACGACGAUGGAUGGUCGAGAUGGCUUGAACCGCCCCGGUCCGCCCGUACUCCUGCUCCCUGCUGCCGUUGAUGGUCGAUGGCGCAAAUCUCUUCCGCCGGGAGGGCAGCUGCAGCCACGGCACGCCCGCUCGCCGCCUUGCUGGCCUUCCGUCGUUGUGAGCACAGGUUUGCGUGGAGGAGUCGGGCCGCUUGGAGGGAGCACAUCUCCGCGUCGUCCUGUGCGACGAUGACGAUAUCUAAGUCGUCCGCCAGCAGGAGUAUCUUCUCCGUAACCAUGGCGUCGACACCUUCGUUGUCCAUCCGUGGAAAGGCCGCCUUUGCCAGUGCCAGGAGGCUUAUGCGGUACGCCAGGGGCGACUCCUUUGCCCCCCGCUGGCGAUCGUAAAAGAGUUGCCGACAGUCCGACGGCGGACCGUAUACUGCAGACAGCACUUGCAUCGCCUUCUGCAGCGUGGAGCGCCUCUCCUUCGGUGCCGAUGUUAGAGUGGCGAGGGCGUCGCUGUCGAGGAGUGCCGGCAGCGCGCGGAGAGCCUCGGCGUCCGUCCACUGCGCCAUCUCCUGGUGAGCGAGGAAGCGCCGCUGGAAGCCGCCCCAGUUGCCUUCCUCGCCCACAAAUUCUUUGAGUGGAGGUAGGCGCUGAUGUAAGGCAGCUGCUGCCGCGGAAGAUCGCACUCCCUCGUCCCCCUCACCCGGCUCUGCCUCGGCGCGAACAACCGAUGGCAUCGCCGGUCGCACCCGUGGUGACGUUCCGUCCGUUGGCGAUGACGCGGCAGGUACUGUACUCCCGCCGUUGGACGCGAUGCUCAGACCGGCCACGCCCUCAACAGCAGCUGCGGCGAUGGCGGGAUUUUCAAAGCGGUGCUCCGUCGAAAUGGCGGGAAGGCGCUGAGGUGGUUGGCUGCCGUCGCUCCGUGGCGGUCCAGCAGCCCCCAGCUGUGUGAUGCGGUCCAGCAUGGCGGCAGCGGCGUACAGCAGCUCCGCCAGCUCAGCGUGCGCCCGCCUCAGGCCCUCUGUCGACGGCUCCCCAUUCUCCUGUUGCCGCGGUGUGGACGCCUCGGGCCCCGACUGCUCUGUGCUUUCUUCAGGCGUCCCGGGCUCCCCGACUGCAACGGUGUCCUCCCCCUCCGGUACCCUAACUCGAGCUGUCCGGCGCGUGUCCAUGUUCGUAGAUUUUUACUUCUGACACCAGAUGUAGUAGUGUUCACGACUCUUGGACGCCGGAGUUGGAGGCACACGGGUUUAUUACACACAGCACGGUUGUGACAUACAACACUAGAGGGGGUGUCGGCCCCCUCACCCGGCUAGCUGGGGAUACACGCGCUAGCUACUUCUAGCCUGCCUCCUAGUCCUCCUCUAACGGGCUAGGGGAGGCUGUCUUGCCCGACACUGGUAAGUCGGGCCCGGUACCCUGAGUCCCAGACCAGCUCUGACAAGAGCACCGGCUCUGGACCUCGGGACCACGCCGCUGGCUCGGUCCUGUUCGGCCCUGAUAAGGACGGCGAACCAGGGGAGUCCAGGGCUCUAGCUAAGACGUCUUCAGUCUUCACUGGUUAGCUUAACAUGACUCCCGAGCCCUUUGAUACAUCCCCUUUUAUACCCGACCCCCCGCUGAGGGGUGGGGCCCCGGGGGAUCAUAACUACGAAUCAGCCCCCCAGGGUGCCUGGCGCGGACGUCGUAGAGAGCAUCUCCCCGUGCACUCACGUAGUCCCGCCUACUGUGUUUGUUUGCCAUAAGCUGCCAUGCAUAACGGGCUCUCUCUCUAACACCCCUACACUAUGUUAGCUAAUUUUUCUUAAAUAAAUAUUCCUGUCGUAGCUAGACAACCAAAAUUGUGUGCUUGGAGUUUUUAGUAAACAUUAAUUUUGAAGACACUAGGGCAGGGGUCCUCAAACUACGGCCCGCGGGCCACAUGCGGCCCGCCGAGGACAUUUAUCCGGCCCGCCGGGUGUUUUUGCCGCCGCUGCCUGUCUGUUACUUUUUUCUGCAUGAGAAGGACGGUCAUUGGUGGAAGAGGGAGAGGGGGCAGAGUACCCCCCAAUCAGACUGCAUUGAUGGGCAGUGCAGUCUGUAUGUCUCUGUGUGGGCAAAGUUAUUGCUGGUAUAUUGUUUUUGUAGCGCUGUAUAUAUAUUGGUAUUUUACUAAUAUCAAUUUUGACUCCCUAGGAAACAAUGAUGUCAAGAAAGAGAAAAAUUUACUCGGAGUGUAGGAUAGUCAAAGAACAGUGGACUUAUGAUUACUUUUUCAUGCAGUACAAGGAAAGAGCUGUGUGUCUGAUAUGCCAGAAUAUAGUGUAUGUGUUCAAAGAAUACAAUUUACGUCGACACUAUGAAACUUAAAACUGAAAAAUACAUUAACAACUCAGCAAAAUACUUUUGUGAAGCAGAAGCAGCUAAAUAUUUCAUCACUGCGAGCAAGUUUUCAAGUUGCCAAGCUAAUAGCGUGCACUGGCAGACCAUUCGUGGAGGGAGAAUUUGUUAAAGAAUUCCUUCUUUCUGUUGCCAAAGAGAUGUGUCCAGAGAAGGCCGAUUUAUUUAGUACAGUGAGUCUUUCAGGACCUACAAUUACACGGAGGAUUGAAGAAAUGGGAGACAAUUUGCAUCAGCAUUUGCAAAACUCCACAAAAAAACUUUCCUAUUUUUCCUUGGCACUCGACGAAAGCAAUGAUGUUCGUGAUUCUGCACAACUUCUAAUUUUUAUUCGUGGGACGAAUGACUAUUUCGAAGUCACAGAAGAGCUUGCUGCACUGCAAAGUAUCAAAGGAACAACUACAGGAGAGGAUAUCUAUGAAAAGGUUUGCCAAACUGUGAAUGGUUUGGAGCUGAACUGGGCUAAACUAGCCAGUGUGACAACUGAUGGUGCUCCUAGCAUGGUGGGGUCUAAGAAAGGAGUAAUUGCUCGCAUUAACCAAGAGAUGGACAAACAUAACCAUUCUCAUCCAAUAGCCAUACACUGCCUCAUCCACCAACAAGCGCUGUGUAGUAAAUCACUGAAGUGGGACUCUGUUAUGAAAAUUGUGGUAUCUUGUGUUAACUUCAUUAGAGCUCAUGCACUAAACCACAGACAAUUUCAGGAAUUUCUGUCUGAGCUAAAUGUUGACUAUGAAGAUGUUCUGUACCACACAGAAGUCCGUUGGCUGAGUCGAGGGAGAGUUUUGAAACGUUUCAAUGACUUACUUCCACAGAUUACAGCUUUUCUGCUUUCAAAAAACAAAGAAGUACCAGAGCUCAAUGAUGCAGAAUGGAAAUGGCACCUUGCCUUUCUGACAGAUGUAACAGAGCUACUCAACAGUUUCAAUGUGCAACUUCAAGGAAAGGGGAAGCUCAUCUGUGAUAUGCAAUCACAUGUCAAAGCAUUUGAAGUAAAAUAAGGCCUCCUCAUCAAACAAGUAAAGGAGGAAAACUUCUGCCAUCUCCCCACAACUCAAAAUCUGUUAGCAGAAAAACCAUUGGUUGCAUUCCCAAACAAAACAUGUGUGGAUUCAUUGGAAAAAUUGCAAAAGGCGUUCCAAUUUCGAUUUAAAGAGCUUCAUCUCCAUGAACAGGACAUACAGCUUUUCCGUAACCCAUUUUCUAUUGACAUUGAAAAUGUGAAUACAAUUUACCAAAUGGAACUGGCUGAACUGCAGAAUUGUGACUCUCUGAAAGACGCAUUCAAGUCAAGCAGCCUUCAUAAUUUCUAUGCAUCUCUCCCCUCUGAGACAUAUCCUCAUCUCAGGAACCAUGCACUCAAAAUGGCAACCAUCUUUGGCAGCACUUAUGUCUGUGAACAGACUUGUACCAGAAUGAAACAUUUGAAAUCUCCAACCAGAUCUAGACUAACGGAUACACACUUGCAUCACUUGUUACGACUUGCAGUGACAAAUAUGGAACCGGACAUUGACCAUCUCAUUAGCCAAAAGCAGGCCCAUAGUUCCCAUUGAAAUACUGGCAAGUUUGUUGAUUUAACUUUACUUGUUCUUCAUUUUAAAUAUUGUAUUUGUUCCCGUUUUGUUUCUUCACUUCAAAAUAAGAUAUAUGCAGUGUGCAUAGGAAUUUGUUCAUAGUUUUUUUUAACUAUAGUCCGGCCCUCCAACGGUCUGAGGGACAGUGAACUGGCCCCCUGUUUAAAAAGUUUGAGGACCCCUGCACUAGGGUGUCCAGGCAUAUUUAUGACCAUUUGCCCUCGCAUUGUGUGCCUUGACAGCCCUUUGUGAUGAAUUGGGGAAUCUCUUUCACUAUAUCAUGAAAAUAUGAAUAUUUAUAGAUGUGUAAGUCAUGUGUGACUGUGUAUAUAUGCAUUCCUCUGUGCCUCAAUACUCACAUAGAUGGUGUGGACAUGCUUUUCUGUUUGCAGCUGACGCUCUCUGCAGAAUUGGCCUGAUGGAGCAAAGGCACUCAGCGCAGUUCAGUACAAGAAGGAAACAAUGCGACCAGCAUGCAAACAGCACGGAUCGUACUGGAAACUUGACACAGCACCAGAGAACACACACAGGAGAGAAACCCUUAGAGUGCUGUGUGUGUGGGAAGGCAUUUUCAGAUUCAUCUACUCUUAAACAACACCACAGAACACACACAGGAGAUAAACCUUUUAAGUGCAUUCUGUGUGGGAAGGCGUUUGCAAAGUCAUCAAAUGUUAAGACCCACCGGAGAACACACACAGGAGAGAAACCUUUUAAGUGCAGUGUGUGUAAAAAGGUGUUUGCACGGUCAUCCAUUCUUAAAUCACACCAGAGAACACACACAGGAGAGAAACCUUUUAAGUGCACUCUGUGUGGGAAGGCGUUUGCAAUGUCAUCAAAUCUUAAGAUCCACCAGACAACACACACAGGAGAGAAACCUUUUAAGUGCACUCUGUGUGGGAAGGCGUUUGCAAAGUCAUCAAAUCUUCAAACCCACCAGAGAACACACACAGGAGAUAAGCCCUUCAAGUGCAGUGUGUGUGGGAAGGCAUUUUUUGAUUCAUCUACUUUUAAACAACACCAGAGAACACACACAGGAAAGAAACCUUUCAAGUGCACUGUGUGUGAGAAGGCGUUUGCACGGUCACCAUAUCUUCAAAGACACCAGAGAACACACACAGGAGAGAAACCUUUCAAGUGCACUGUGUGUGAUAAGGCGUUUUCACAGUCAUCACAUCUUCAAAGACACCAGAGAACACACACAGGAGAGAAACCCUUCAAGUGCACUGUGUGUGAGAAGGCAUUUUCAUGGUCGUCAUAUCUUCAGACCCACCAAAGAACACACACAGGAGAGAAACCUUUUAAGUGCAGUGUGUGUGGGAAGGCGUUUGCAAAGUCAUCAAUUCUUAAAUCACACCAGAGAACACACACAGGAGAGAAACCUUUCAAGUGCACUGUGUGUGAGAAGGCGUUUGCAAAGUCAUCAAUUCUUAAAUCACACCAGAGAACACACACAGGAGAGAAACCUUUCAAGUGCACUCUGUGUGGGAAGGCAUUUUUAUAUUCAUCACAUCUUAAAAUACACCAGAGAACACACACGGAAGAGAAACCCUUCAGUUGCUCUCUGUGCGGGAAGUCUUUUGCACUGUCAGCACAACUUAAACUACACCAGAGAACACACACGGGAGAGAAACCUUUCAAGUGCACCGUGUGUGAGAAGGUAUUUGCAUGGGCAUCAGGUCUUCAGAUCCACCAGAGAGCACACACAGGAGAGAAACCCUUCAAGUGCACUGUGUGUGAGAAGGCAUUUUUAGAUUCAUCACGUCUUAAAUUACACCAGAGAACACACACGGGAGAGAAACCCUUCAGUUGCGCUCUGUGCGGGAAGCCCUUUGCACUGUCAGCACAACUUAAACUACACCAGAGAACACACACGGGAGAGAAACCUUUCAAGUGCACCGUGUGUGAGAAGGUAUUUGCAUGGGCAUCGGGUCUUCAGAUCCACCAGAGAGCACACACAGGAGAGAAACCCUUCAAGUGCAGUGUGUGUAAGAAGGCAUUUUCACAGUCAUCAAAUCUUAAAAUACACGAGAGAACGCACACAGGAGAGAAACCAGACAAGUGCAGUGUGUGUGGGAAGGCAUUUUCAAGUUCAUUUUAUCUUAAAAUACACCAGAGAACACACACGGGAGAUCAACUCCUCAAGUGCACUCCGUGUGGAAAGACGUUUCCACAGUCACCACAGCUUCAGAGACACCAGCUAACACACAGGCAUCAGAAGACCUCCAAGGAGCGGAGUCUGAAAUCGACUUGUGAAAGUGCUGCAAUGAGUCCAUCCCUCCUGAAUGAAGAACCAGAAGUGAAUUCCAGCUUGGACAUUGUGAAAUGUAUCAAGGUGGAUUUUGAAGAGGUGAAAUGUGAAGAAGUGAUGGUGAAGAGCGAAGAUGUGAAGGUAAAAUGUGAAUAUGAAGACUCAACUCUAAAAUGGGACCUUCACAUCGAUGGAGGCAACGUGAAGCAGGAGGAGAAUUCUGACUGUGAGGCAGAGCGAGGGAACUCUCAGGAGUUUGUGGAAGUGGAGGUGUGGGUGGACUUCUUAGACAAUACAAAGUCAAAUGCAGACCCGGUAGAUGUGUAAGCUUGAGACAAUGAAGCUCCAAUAAAUGCACCUUUGUCACAGACUAAAAGAACACCAAAGAAAGUACUGUCUGUGAAAAUACAUUUGCACGGUCAUCAGUUCUUCAGAUCCACCAGAGAACACACGGAGAAACCCUUCAUGUGCAGUGUGUGUGGGAAGGAAUUUUCAGGUUCACCUGCUCUUAAAAAUCACCAGAGAACACAGGUGUAAUGAUUGUGGUGUCGCUGCUGUGUACAGACGCACACGUGUGACGUCACUGCGUUACUAUCACGUGGGUCUACACACACACAUGACGUCAUCCCGGCUGGAGGUGGGAAUGACGUCAGGGCCGGUGCUGGACACGUGACCGAAUCCGAGGGGGCUUCGAGAGGGUGCUCGAAGGGUGGCGUGGCCGGGGUGAGGCCGGGCACGCCGAGGCCCAUAUAAGCAGCCUCCUCAGGGGGUUCGAGGCUGCCCGUGCUGAGAAUGAAGACGCCUCGUGAAGAUGCCAAGAAGAGAAGGCCUACAGUGAGCGGACCGCCAGCAGCCACCUGGCUGGGUCACACUAGAGUAGCUAAGAGAGAGAAGUGUGUGUUAGCUAGGGUAGGUCGGUGGUCACACCCUAUGUGUAAAGUAAGAGUAACUGUUGAGUCAUUGUUGUGUUCAUUAAGAAAUGAGUGUUGUCUCCCAAGAAGUGUGUGUGCCUAAUAUGAACCCAUUACACAGGCAUCAGAAGAUCCCCAAGGAGCAGAGGCUUGUGAAAGUCAAAAUUGCUGCCAGGCGCCCAUCCUUAAUGAUAAGAACUACAAGAAAAUCCCACCUUGGACACUUUAAAAUGUAUCAAGGUGAAAUUUGAAGAGGCGUAGGUGAAAUGUGAAGAUGCGGCAGUGAAGAGCGACGAAGUGACGGUAAAAUGUGAAAAUGAAGAUUCAACUACAAAAUCGGACCUUCACACCGAUGGAGGCAACAAGUAGCAGGAGGAGAAUUCUGACUGUGAGGCAGAGAGAGGCAACUCCCAGUAGUUUGUGGGAGUGGAGGUGUGGCUGGACUUCUUAAACAAUACAAAGUCAAAUGGAGACCCGGUAGAUGUGUAAGCUUGAGACAAUGAAGCUCCAAUAGAUUCACCUUUGUCACAUGCCUUUAAUUAAAAUAACGUGAAGUUGCACACUCAAUUCCUAGGUUCAACCUGCAGAGCAAGAGCAGCCAGUAUUUGUGGACAUAUGGGUUGGGUAGAUCUCUAACCAGGAGUAAGAGCCAAUAAGCGUCCAAGCAUUCACUAUAUUAUGAUAAUAUUUGCAUUCAUGUGGAGCUUAAUUGCCCCUAAUAAGAACGCGUUAAUUUCAAUGUUUGGUGAAACCCGCCACUACGCGAUUUGUUCUCCAACACACCGGUGUGCUGUACUAGUGUAGUGUAAUAACGCCGAUUGUUGUCCAGCAACGGCAACUGCGGUGGACAAAUAAUACACACGCCAGUGAGCAUAUACACGGGUUAGUCGGCAGGGCAGAAAAACUGGGGCAAGGGUCAUGGAAGACCCCAUCUGGAAGCUCCUGGAACCUGCUAGUGGUUUCGAGAAGGGAGGCGCGGCCAGGGCAGAGCUAGGCCACACUGGGUAGCAUAAAAGCAGCUGAGAGUGGGAUCUCAGGGCUGUCAGUUUUGGGAGUGGGCUCAUCUCGUCGUGGCUGUCAUCUUCGCCGCCUUCGUCAAUACCGUCUUGGCAAGAUAUUGCACGGCCAGAUAGUUGUUGGUUGUCUCGGUCAGCACCAUUGGUGUUACAUGGUCAGGGUUGUGUUUAUAAGGUUGCCCGGGAAAUUCAGGGCCACGAGGCCCGCCAGCAUUGGCCCAAAGUGGAGGCUUGGCCGUGGCGGGAGGAGGACAUGGUGGCUGUGGUGUGCGGCCUGGGGACGCACGGGAGAAGGCCCCCGCGGGUGGGUUGGUAACCGGCGAAGCCCCCUCCGCCUUGGGGUCCCACGGCCAAGUGUUUCAGGUGUGGUCAGCCGAGCCACAUCGCCAUAGAAUGCCGAGGUGUCAGUAGGGUGCCGGCAACGCCACCGUAGCACUUCCGACCUGCCGGCAACAUUUUCCCAAGCUGCACCGGAUCCGAGUCUCUGAUGCUUUCCGUGACUGCCGUGUGCAAAGUGUCAGGGGCUGGAUCUGAUUAGAUGCUACUGCGGAUUUCAGGGACGGGCCAUGCCCUUAGGCCAUUGUUUUUUUGUUCCCAUUCCUCGGAAUCCCAAGGAAUGCAAAACCCUGCCAAGGUGGGGGUGACCAGUGUCGAGGACCGGCUCACGUGAGCUAUGUUCUGGUAAAGGCGGACUCUCCCUUGUAAGGUGGGAUUCGGGGGGGUGGUGUAUAUUGUUUGGCUUGUGUUAUCGGUUCUCGUGGGGGGGGGGGGGGGGUGGUGUCACCGUUAUGCUGUCCCUGAUGGGGUUCUUGCCCAUGCCGCAGUUGCGCUGCUUGUUGGCGGUUUGUGGGGGGGUGCCGCGGGUUGUUCUUUUUGUUGGCGGUCCGCGGGGGGCGCCGGAGUUGCGCUACGUGGUUAUGGUUCGCGGGAGAUGCUGCGGUUGUGCUGUAUGGUCGCGGGAAGUAUUGCAACCAAGGUUUUCUUUUUUGGGGUAAAUUGUUUUUUCGUGUUGGUGGUGUUUCUCGGUGUUGGGGUUGCUCUUCCUGUCCACCGGUUGCAGUUGCAACGGCAACUGCGGUGGACAAACAGUGCACACGACGGUGAGCACAUACACGAGUGUGUCGGCAGGGCGGAAGAACUGGGGCAAGGGUCAUGGAAGACCCUAUCUGGAAGCCCCUGGAACCUGCUAGAGGGUUCGAGAAGAAAGGCGCGACCAGGGCGGAGCCAGGCCGCGCUGGGUAGAAAUAAAGCAGCUGACAGUGGGAGCUCACCGCUGCCGGUUCUGGGAGUGGGCUCGUAUCGUCGUUGCUGUCAUCUUCGCUAGAUAUUGCACGGCUGGAUAGUUGUUGGCUGUCUCGGUCAGCACCAUCGGUGUUACACGGUCAGGGUUGUGUUUAGGCUCGGCUAGACGACUAGAGAGAGCGCAUUUAUAUUUUUGCAAUCUAACCCAAAAAAAAUCUUAUGGAUGAUAUUGGUCGCGAAAGCCUACGCGUUAAACUUGCUUAAUUGCCUCAGCAAUUCGGAGUUUUGUAUCAUAUUUCAUCACAAACACUCGAAGAGCACCCCUAAGUGGCAGCUGUCUCUGUGUGGAAUAAGGUGGCCCAGCACCAGCCUGCAUGUGGACAUGAGUCUGUCAGUCAGGGGCGAUAAUUGAUGUGUAAUCUCAGUUUUGCAAUUUCUGGAUAAUAUUUGGAAUUUCCCAAAUUAUGACAGUGACACCAACAUGCAAAGACCUAUGUGUUUUGAAUGACACGAUAGUAUGUUUUACAUCCACUCUUUAAGCAGACGGUGCAUAUUUUGGUUGAUGUUACUGGAGUAGCCAGGGGUGCCUGUCGGAUUUGAACCUUGAACCUCUGCAAUAAAUCGAGAAUGCGCUACCAGUUGGCUUCCCUCAAUCUGAGUGUAGGUAUGCCAGCCAGUGUUUCUAACCAGCGCAGAUGUUCCAUUUAGAAGGGUGCACGUUUCACAUUCCUAUAGAUUGGAGGGCAUGACUGUUGCCGAGAAGACCCGGAGCUUCAUGCAGAGCGACAGGCCAGGUAGCUUCCACACAGCAUUGCAGAGCUGAUGAAAAGAUAAUGCUGCCCGACUGAUUCGGACCACCCAAACACUGUACACAUACGCAGUGUAGACGUAUUGUGUACACACAAUGUAUAUACAGCUUACACACAGUCUGCACAUACACUGUAUACACAAACACACUAACAAAAACAAUGACUGCCAUUCGCCAAUACGUGGUGGUGAAGUCACCAUGGCGCUUGUGCCAGGCUAUGUGCACGUUAAGGCCACGUGAAGUGUCGAACUCCCGCCGGCAGGAGGUCACAGGGCAGACUCAGGUGCCAUGGUUCAACUGAGAUGAUUGGCCGAUGCACCACCUGUGCCCCCUACUGUGCCAACUGUACACACACACGGUGUGCGCGCGCGCACCCCGUGUGUGUGUACACAGUUUGUAUACAGGGGCCGUCCAUAAAUGACGUCACGCGAUUUUGGACGAUUUUGACCCCCCCCCCCUUCGUCACACGACGUCACAAAAAGUCAGACCCCCCCCCUCAAAUAUGACGUAACAAAGCUCUACCCACCCU